CUGACUUAGAGCAAGUAUGAUAAUCCACUGCGCCUCCUGUGGCUCUGCUAAUCCAUCACUGACACAAAUACAGGUGCAUAAAGAUGCAAACUUAUCAGCUUAUGCAACAGCAGCAAAGCCAAGGUUUUAUAUACAGCCUGCAGAGACCGGAUUCCCCCAGUGGAGAUCAUUACUGAGCAGGUGUGUGUUCUUGCGCCUGGCUGAGUGUGUCUUUAGACCCAGGGGAGAGCUGCUGGCACCACCACACUCAGCCAGGUGGAGAAAACUGACACAAAAAAGAUCUACAGGAGGAUCUACAGGAGGGAGAGUCUCAGUGGUGUUCUGUGGUCUCAACGGUAAAGCUCCAGAGUGAACAACAAUGUUUUUUCGCAUCCCUCGGCUGACUCCUGGAUACAUCAGAUACCUCCAGGUUAGUAAGAUGUUUCUGGAUGGCAUUUGUUUGAUCGUUCAUCUUAGACCUGACCUUGAAAUUCCUCCAGAGCCACUUCUAGUUUGGGUCAAAGCCAGGCACUGUGGUGAAGAUGACACCAGAGGUGUUGGUUAUUCAGGCAGCUUGGGUGAUGAUAAUGAUGACCCCUGUCCUCUUUUCCAGACUCAAGCAGCCCAGACGAUGCUGCAGAACCAUGAGGGCUCUGCCAUGCCACGCGUGGCCAUCCUGCUGGGCCUCAUGGGUGUCGCUAUGUCUGGCUACAGCUCUCGUCAGCUCACGCUGCACCACGAGCCGUCAGGUCGCCUUUUCAAAUAAAAUAGCUGAAGUGUUGGGUUUUUUUUUAACUUGGGGAAAUUUGCAUAUUCUGAUGAUGAUUGUAACAGUUUUGCCAAGAGUUGUUUCAGUUAUUUCAGGCACAUGACACAAUCCAACCAAAUGCAGAUUUUUUAUUUAAAGCCUGCCAUAUUAAUGAGUUUUUUUCAGUUUCCAACAUGGAGCAGGAGUUGAAUAAGAAUACUUAUUUUGGAAAAACCCAUAAUACUCACCGAAUCUAAGGCUCUGUUGUAUGUUUCCAUUUAUUUUCUCACUCUUAAUUUUCCCCUCCAUGUAUUUCAGGUUCGACAUCAACAACAUUUCUCAUUAAUGACACAUUUUAUUCCAUUUGAUUUGAUAAGAUUGUUGCCUUAAAGGUUUGCUAGAGUAUAUAUAAACAGAAAGAUUUUAAUUUUUUUAUUUAUGCACAAGGUGUGAAUUUUUACUGAGAUGCAGCUUAAAAUAUCUCUUUUGAAGUUGGAUGAUAUUGCAUUUGGAGCAGUUCCUGUCUCUCCCUUCACUGCAAAAUAAAAAGAAACCUGAUUUCUAAGAAAGCAAAAAAAAAAAAAAAAAAACAUUUUAUUGUACUUUUAGUCUAAAAAAUUAAUUCUGUAGAAAAUUGGCAUUACUUAAAAUAUGAUAAAUCACUAAAUAUUAUCCAAAUUUUCUUGUUUUGAGUAAAACAAUUACCAAUGGGGUAAGCAAAAUUGCCUAUAGAAUAAUUAAAACUAUCAAAUAAAUCUAAAUUUUGAUUCUUUUGAGAAUUCUUGCAAGCAACUUUUAAUCAAAGCAAGAAAAAUCAGAUGAUGUUUAUCUUAUUUGAAGAAAUGUUGUUUCUAAACAUUAUUGUUAUGAUUAUUUAGCUUUUUUUAGAAAUCAGUUUUUACAGUGUUUUCCCUUUCCCGUGCCUUCUCAUGAAACCACUUUUUCCAGAUUUCCUGAAUUAAUCAAUUAACUAAAAAAUUCACUCUUGGAUUUCAUUCCUAAAUAAGAGUUUUUGAUUUGGUAAAGUCCCAAAAGACGGUCCAAUUUAAAAGCUGCACAAUGGAAAACUACUUCUCUGAUAGAAAUAAAUCAAAUAACUUUAAAUGUAAACAAUGCAACUUUUGCACAUUUUCAUGUAAAUAUCUUGUAUGUAUUCACGCACAUGCUGCUUGCACGCGUAUUGAGAUUAGUGGUGUGAGACGUGGAAUGCUCCCAGCUUGUGUUGUGGGCUGGACUGGGAGAGGUCCAGCUGGACUUACAUGCAGCCCUGCUGUGUUGUUGUCAGGCAGAGGGACCAGGACAGCCACCCUGGAAACCACCUGGAUCAACAUGUCAGUUCACCCAGAUCUCUCCCAGUUGUGUGCGCACACACACACACACACACACACACACACACACACACACACACACACACACACACACACACACACACACACACACACACACACACACACACACACACACACACACACACACACACACACACACACACACACACACACACACACACAUCAGUAGAUGAAGGACCUCUAAGGUCUCUUAAUGUUAAAUGUCAUGCAUCAUGUUUUUUAACUGAAACAACCCUGACAGCGUGUGAAUGUAAAAAUUAAAAAUUGCAGUUAAACUGUAUUUGUCUCGUAACCUUGAUGACUGAGGUGAUCCCUUAAGAUCCUCUUAAGAGUGACGCAUAUUGUUUUUAUUUAUUGUUGCAGGAGUAGUGUGUGUUAGUUGUUUAUAAAAUGUUGUGAAUUUAAAUGUUAUUAUUUGUAAAUGUAACGCACAUUUUCUCAUGUUUUUGUUGUGUCGUUUGUUUGUUAUUUUCAGCUCUAAAUUCUCUAAAUAUUCAUGUUUUUCUGAUGUUUUUACUCUGCUUGUAUUAAUAAAUCAGAUAAUAUUAAGACAAGCUUGUGGCUUUUCUGAGUUUAUUUUAAUUUAUUCAGCAGGAACUACUUUUUAUUAUAUUUUAAUAAAAAUAUGACAAUAGCAUUUUUGCCCACUAGAUGACAGCAUAGACUUUAAAUCUGUUUUGGCCACAAAAGUUUGCAAUCGUGGCAUUUAAAGAAAAGCAAACACUGAUGAAUUUUUGUACAAAAUAAAAUAAAAUCAACACAAAACAAACUUGGACAAAUAAUUUGUUUUUCUUUUCGUUUGCAUCUCUAAUUAUGUAUUAGCAUCUUUUUUUUCCUCAUAAGAUCAUUG
This is a messenger RNA of Nothobranchius furzeri (turquoise killifish), 2926 nucleotides long. NCBI's taxonomy places the organism in Eukaryota, Metazoa, Chordata, Actinopteri, Cyprinodontiformes, Nothobranchiidae. The record is from RefSeq and is a predicted model, not a curated record.